Molecule: messenger RNA, 2214 nt
Organism: Gasterosteus aculeatus aculeatus (three-spined stickleback)
Lineage: Eukaryota; Metazoa; Chordata; Actinopteri; Perciformes; Gasterosteidae
Gene: elp3
Product: elongator acetyltransferase complex subunit 3
Biological process (GO): tRNA wobble base 5-methoxycarbonylmethyl-2-thiouridinylation
Cellular component (GO): elongator holoenzyme complex; cytoplasm; nucleus
Molecular function (GO): iron-sulfur cluster binding; acyltransferase activity, transferring groups other than amino-acyl groups
Source: RefSeq, a predicted model, not a curated record
UACGACUCGAGCCGUAUUUCGACGCAACGUGGAGUUGUUUACUCUUUCUGACAGUCGCCAGCGGGGAAACAACCGGCCGGAAUCCCGCAGACCGGCACCUCUGCGUUGGACGCUCGACCGAGUCCCUGAAGGAAGCGAUGGGGAAACCAAAGAAGAAGAGUGACGUCAGCCGCGCCGAGCUGAUGAUGAUGACCAUCGCUGACGUGAUCCAGCAGCUGGUUGAAGCCCACGAGGAGGGAAAAGACAUCAACCUCAACAAGGUGAAGACCAAGACCUCAGCCAAGUACGGCCUGGAAGCCCAGCCCCGCCUGGUGGACAUCAUCGCCGCCGUUCCCCAGCACUACCGCCGCGCCCUGGUGCCCAAACUCAAGGCCAAGCCCAUCCGCACCGCCAGCGGGAUCGCGGUGGUGGCCGUGAUGUGCAAACCGCAUCGAUGUCCGCACAUCAGCUUCACGGGCAACAUCUGUGUCUACUGUCCCGGCGGGCCGGACUCUGACUUUGAGUACUCCACGCAGUCGUACACCGGCUACGAGCCCACGUCCAUGAGAGCGAUCCGAGCGCGCUACGACCCCCACCUGCAGACCAGACACCGCGUGGAGCAGCUGAAGCAGCUGGGUCACAGCGUGGACAAGGUGGAGUUCAUCGUGAUGGGCGGGACCUUCAUGGCUCUGGCUGAGGAGUACAGAGAUUACUUCAUCAGGAACCUGCACGACGCCCUGUCAGGACACACCUCCAACAAUGUGGCCGAGGCCGUCAGGUACUCGGAGCGCAGCAGCACCAAGUGCGUGGGCAUCACCAUCGAGACGCGGCCCGACUACUGCCUGAAGAGGCACCUCAGCGACAUGCUGGGCUACGGCUGCACCCGCCUGGAGAUCGGCGUCCAGAGCGUGUACGAGGACGUGGCGCGGGACACCAACAGGGGCCACACGGUGCGAGCCGUGUGCGAGUCCUUCCACCUGUCCAAGGACGCCGGCUUCAAGGUGGUGGCGCACAUGAUGCCGGACCUGCCCAACGUGGGCACGGAGAGGGACGUGGAGCAGUUCAUUGAGUUCUUUGAGAACCCGGCGUUCCGGCCCGACGGCCUGAAGCUGUACCCGACGCUGGUGAUCCGCGGGACGGGCCUGUACGAGCUGUGGAAGACGGGCCGCUACAAGAGCUACACGCCCAGUGCGCUGGUGGACCUGGUGGCCCGCGUCCUGGCGCUGGUGCCGCCCUGGACCCGAGUCUACCGGGUGCAGAGGGACAUCCCCAUGCCGCUGGUGAGCUCCGGAGUGGAGCACGGCAACCUGAGGGAGCUGGCUCUGGCCCGGAUGAAGGACAUGGGGACCGAGUGUCGAGACGUGAGGACGCGAGAGGUGGGCAUUCAGGAGAUCCACCACAAAGUCCGGCCCUACCAGGUGGAGCUGGUGCGGAGGGACUACGUGGCCAACGGCGGCUGGGAGACCUUCCUGUCCUACGAGGACCCGGAGCAGGACAUCCUGAUCGGCCUGCUGCGCCUGCGCCGCUGCUCCCCGCAGUCCUUCCGCCCGGAGCUCAAAGGAGGCGCGUCCGUCGUCCGCGAGCUGCACGUGUACGGCAGCGUCGUCCCCGUCAGCAGCCGGGACCCCAGCAAGUUCCAGCACCAGGGUUUCGGCACCAUGCUGAUGGAGGAGGCGGAGAGGAUCGCCAGGGAGGAGCACGGCUCCAGCAGGUUGGCCGUCAUCUCGGGCGUGGGAACCAGGAACUACUACAGGAAGAUGGGCUACGAGUUGGAGGGGCCGUACAUGCUGAAGGACCUGUACGGACCUGGGACGCACUGAGCCGGGGCAGCGGGAGUCGCUCAGUGUUUUAGUUUGAUCAUCUGCUGCAGCUCCUUCAGUCCGACGAGGAGAGACGUUGUUUGGGAGGACGCCAGAGCACCUAGUGGACGAGGACACUGCAGAGUCUGCUCAGCCGGCUCCACGGCAACAAAAACACUUGAAACAGCUUAGCGUGGUUUAGCAUCACGCUUUCACUUAAUCACGUUUUGUGCUGCGAGCAGAAAAGCGCGUCGGGCUGCAGGCGGUGAAUUAACGUCCCGCUGGGCGAUCGCACCUUCUUUCCUUAUUUACAGGACAGGAAAUUGAAUAUUGCGGCGACAGUUAAUCCUAUUAAUGGCGUUUCUGUGUUUUCCGCUGGAAUCCAGAUCACUUGAGUGUUUUUAUUGUUUUUUCCCGAGGAAUAAAGUCUAUUUCA